GGAAAAUUAAUUGAUAAUGCAAGGCAGCACUAUACUCAACGGACAUGUAUGGCUGUGCGAAAUCCAUUUUCUACUCAUUUCUGGGUUUUCUGUCCAUACAUAGUCUCUAUGGUCAAGAAUGUCUGCAUCCACCUACCAUCGACUUUUCUAUUCACAAGAUUUUGAAUACCCAACCGAACUUCUUAAGCUUCCUUCCGAAGACUGAGGAGAACAUGUUGCUGGACAACGUUUGUGUUACCUUCAUGCCUCUAGCGGACGAUCCCAACACUAUCAUAGAGCAUGACUCGUUUGUUUAUUGUGAUGGUUCAAACUAUGUCGAAUCCUUUAUUGUGACUUCCAUUGGAAAAGGAACAACUUUAACGGCUAACCCCAGAGUGACGUAUCUGGAUUAUUUCGUUGGAUAUGCAGGAUGUGACACAUUCAUUGGCUACAGGUGCUCUGACUUUGGAGAGUACGAAAAACCGCACACAUUUGGAGUCACCAAAAAUUGUCGUGGAAUUGGACUGUCGUGUCUACGGAAAAUCGAAGAGAUAAUCGAGAAUGCAGGACUACCCCUGGAGGAUAUGUAUGUUCUUCCUAUGAAGCUGCCCAAUAGAUGUGUAAACCAAGCAGCCUGUAUCAUUCCUCCCAACCCCUUCUACAACAAGUUGGGACCUUCAGUGGGACUGGUGUAUUGACAAUCGCUAGGAGAAUAGUACGAUGUUAUACAGCGUUCAUUUAAUGUUCUGCAAAUAGAAAAUUUGAUUUGAAUAA
Messenger RNA from Macrosteles quadrilineatus (aster leafhopper), 753 nucleotides. RefSeq lists its product as uncharacterized. The transcript has 7 exons. Bases 45 to 677 code for a protein of 210 amino acids. The record is from RefSeq and is a predicted model, not a curated record. NCBI's taxonomy places the organism in Eukaryota, Metazoa, Arthropoda, Insecta, Hemiptera, Cicadellidae.